Aplosporella prunicola CBS 121167 is the source of this 3586-nucleotide messenger RNA. Its product is annotated as glycoside hydrolase family 115 protein. The record is from RefSeq and is a predicted model, not a curated record. NCBI's taxonomy places the organism in Eukaryota, Fungi, Ascomycota, Dothideomycetes, Botryosphaeriales, Aplosporellaceae. The coding region runs from base 377 to 3586 and encodes 1069 amino acids. The transcript is spliced from 5 exons.
CACGCAACUCCCAGCUCGACCAUCUCCCAAUUCAACCGCCCAGCACAGCCGGGUAAAUCUCUCGGACCCUGAGGCCCUGCCCAUGACGCAGCCGCGCUCGACGAUCAAUGCAGUCCAUUUAGCCAGCGCGCAUGCAAUAGCCGACGCCCCCGUCCCUACCCGCACCUGCAUUGGGAGCUGCGGGGAGCAAGGUGUGGGGUAGAAGAAGAAGAAGAGGAGGAGGAGGAGGAGGAGGAGGAGCAAGGAGAAGUGAGAUGACGACGAUGAGCCGCCUGUAAGCCAUUGGGCAUCCGUGUUUAUAUAUACGUAACAUUGCUUGCACCCCCGAGCACAGCAUGGCCGCUGAGCUCCCUGCCGUUUCUUAGUUACUUGCAGCAUGCAAUUGCAAUUUCUCUCUCAGCUCCUCGUCUGCUCUCUCUGCCUGCUCUGCCCAGCACAGGCAAUCGGCCAGAACGCCACCGUCGCUCUCGACAAUGCCCCUGUCCCUGCCGGCGGCAUCGAGCUCGCGAACCGUGACAAGGCGGUCCACGUGCUGCUGGAUGGGGCGGACUGGCCCGGCGUGCUGCGGGCGGCGGAUGAUCUCGCCGUGGACUUUGGCCGCGUGACGGGGCGUAAUGGGAGCGUCGAACUAGUGGGCGAUGGGGAUGUGCCUGGGAACUCGUCGGUUCUGUUUAAUCUGACUGGAAAGGCGAGGUUUAAGGUUAUGAAAGGAGCUGGGGAGCAGGGAGGCGUUGUCAUCGCGGGGACGGUGGGCAAGUCGAGCGUUGUGGACGAUUUGGUCCGCGCGGGCAAGCUUGACGUUUCUGCCAUUGAGGGGAAAUGGGAGGCAUUCACUUCCACAGUCGUCAAGUCUCCGGUUGCUGGAGUUACCAAGGCGUUGGUCAUCGCCGGCAGCGACAAGCGCGGCACCAUCUACGGCCUCUACGACAUCUCGGAGCAAAUCGGCGUUUCGCCAUGGCAUUUCUGGGCGGACGUGCCCGCGCAAACGCAUAGCAGCAUCCAGGCACUGCCAACAACGAAAACGCAAGGCCCGCCAUCAGUCAAGUACCGCGGCUUCUUCCUUAACGACGAGGCCCCAGGCCUGACGGGCUACGUGGACGCCAAGUUCCCGCCCUCGUCCUGGGGCCCCGGCUACAACGCGGAUUUCUACGCCCCCGUGUUCGAGCUGCUGCUACGCCUGCGCGCAAACUACCUCUGGCCCGCGCAGUGGAACAGCAUGUUCAACGUGGACGACGACCGCAGCCAGGCGCUCGCGGAUGCGUACGGCGUCGUUAUGGGCACUAGCCAUACCGAGCCCAUGAUGCGCGCGACCAACGAGUGGAACGUGUUUGGCGACGGCGCGUGGCAGUGGGACACGAACAACGCGUCGAUCAAGCCGUUUUUCGAGGAGGGCGCCCGCCGCGCGAAGCCUUUUGAAAGCGUUGUCACCAUGGGGAUGAGGGGGAGUGGCGACACGGCUAUGAGUGACGAUAUUGAGACGGCGAUGCUGGAGGAUGUUGUGCGGACGCAGCGCGAGAUCAUCAAAGACGUGUAUGGAGAUGAGACGGCGGUGCCGCAGAUGUGGUGUCUGUACAAGGAGGUGCAGGGGUACUAUGAGUCGGGCAUGAGGGUCCCCGACGAUAUUACGCUUCUGUGGACGGAUGACAACUGGGGGAACAUCAGGAGGCUGCCGGUUGGGAACGAGACGCAAAGGGCGGGAGGGGCUGGCGUGUACUAUCAUUUUGACUACGUAGGAGACCCUAGAAACUACAAGUGGAUCAACACGGUGCAGCUCCAGCAUACGUGGGAGCAGAUGCACCUCGCAUACGAGCGCCACGCCAGGGAAAUCUGGAUCGUCAACGUGGGAGAUCUGAAGCCGCUGGAAAUCCCGAUCAGCCACUUCUUCGACCUGGCAUACGACAUCGAUCUCUGGGGCCCGGACAGCGUAUCACGCUGGCUCGAAUUGUGGGCAACAAGAGAAUUCGGCUCCGAAACCGCAGCGCAGACCGGCGACAUCGUCAACACAUACACGCUCCUAGCCGCCAGACGAAAGUUCGAGCUCGUAGACCCAAACACGUACAGUCUGAUAAACUACGAGGAAGCCGACCGCGUCCUUGGCGAAUGGCAGGAGCUCUCCCAGAAAGCGCAGUCCGUCUACGACGCCCUGCCCGCAGCGACGCAGCCCGCCUUCUUCGAAAUGGUCCUGCACCCCGUGCUAGCCGGCACAAACCUCCACGACAUCCACAUCAGCGCCGCAAAGAACCAGCUCUACGCCGCGCAGGGCCGCACAAGCACAAACGCGUGGGCGCAGCGCGUGCUCGACAAGUUCGACUACGACCACGCGCUCAGCGAGCGGUACAACACGCUACUGGACGGCAAAUGGGCGCACAUGAUGGACCAGCCGCACCUGGGCUACGCGUACUGGCAGCAACCCAUGCGCCAAACCACGCCCCCCCUCCAGUACAUCCACCCGCGCACCCGCGCCCUCAUCGGCGACAUGGGCGUCUCGAUCGAAGCCAGCAACGCCAGCAUCCCCGGCGACGACCGCUGGCACGCCCUCUCCAGCGCGACGCUCACACUCCAGCCCAUCUCGCCCUUCGGCCGCGCCCGCUGGCUCGACAUCUACGCCACGGGCACGCAGCCCUUCGAGUGGCGCAUUGCUGCUGCGCCGUGGGUCCGACUGUCGCAGACGAGCGGUACUAUUGAUCCCCGGGGAAACGCCACCGAUGUCCGCGUCUAUGUCACUGUCGAUUGGGACGCUUGUCCGCUUGGCAACGGGAAUACCACGCUGAAUGUCUCGUCCGAUACUGGCUAUGGCACGCAGUACAGCGCGCCGCGUGUUGUUCUGCCCUAUCAGCAUAACGUCCUCCCCGCCGAUGUCCCUGCUGGCACGUUCGUGGAGGCAGACGGCUAUCUCGCUUUCGAAGCUACGCAUUACACACGCCUGGGCGCUGCUGGCACCAACACCUCUUCCCUCACCUCCUCCUCCUCCUCCUCCUCCUCCUCCUCCUCCUCCGCCGCCGUCGACGACAGCCUCAUCCCGCACCUCACGCCCCUCCCCGCCUACGCCCGCACCAACAGCAGCGUCAGCAGCGACAACAACAGCAACGGCGCCCUAACGCUCCUCCCAGCCACCCUCCCCGUCUCGCUCUCCCCAGCCACAGCGCCAUACCUCGACUACGCGUUCCACGCCUUCUCAUCUGUCCACAACGCUACCGUCACGCUCACGCUCGCGCCCAGCUUGAACAACGACCCCGAGCGCCCGCUCAGGUAUGCUGUCGCUGUGCUUCAGUCUGAUUCCACCAACACCACCAACACCACCACUUCCACCGGCACCGACGACGUCAACGCCACCGCCACCGCCACCACCAUCCGCAUAGUCUCGCCCGUCCCCCCCGCCGAACCGGGCACCGAGCCCGCGGGCUGGCCCGAGGCCGUCGCGCGCGCGGCGUGGGCGUCUAGUUCGCAGGGCUGGAGCAUCGCGCCCGGAGAGGGCGUGCUGCGGGUGUGGCUGCUGGAGCCGGGCGUUGUGCUACUGCGCGUGGUGGUGGAUUUGGGGGGUGUGGGGGCGUCGUAUUUGGGGCCGGGGGAGAGUGGGCGGGCGUAG